Messenger RNA from Schistosoma rodhaini, 3989 nucleotides. NCBI's taxonomy places the organism in Eukaryota, Metazoa, Platyhelminthes, Trematoda, Strigeidida, Schistosomatidae. The record is from the annotation of a GenBank genome assembly.
GAACUUUCCACCAAGGCGGAUAAUAACAAAACCUCCCAGAGUCUUUUAAAAUAAGACUACAUAUUUACUUGAAUUAAAUAGGCAAUGAGGGGAACUACUAACGGUGUUACAAUUCAGAUAUAUCUACUAUUAUUCACUGAUAUUUAUGUCUUUUAUCUCUUUAUUUAGAGCAUUACUAGUUUAAAAAUCUAUCCUACCACCCAGACGAUAACUAUGAGAAACAAAUAUUUCCCUAAUCCUAUAUACAAUCCUUGAGGUUUGACAGUAUUGGAUACUGUAGUUGGCGUUUAUUAAGAGUAUGUACGUUACUUAGGUCAUAAAGGUUAGUCGUCUUACUAAUUAAAGUCUGUCUGUUUUCUAUAAAAGAGCACCAUAAUUGGAAAUAACGACAAACUAAAUUUUAUACAUUUUUAUGUGCAUCGGUGAUGUUCUCAUACAUGCAAACUACUUAUAGGUCGUAUUUCGAAGUGAAAGACCUUUUCUUCGGAUGUAGAAAAUGUACAUUAUCUUUCGAUCCGUUCAAAAUAGGUAUGAUUUUGCAAUGAACCCACAAUCUUCCAUAAAAAUAACAAUAUAUUUUUGCGUUUCCCAUAAUUUCAUCGAAGUUUCUUGUUCGGAUAUACUAAUGACGUGCAUUAUGUUCACUUAUUUUAAAGGUAGAACAGACCCAAGUUUAGUGUGAUAUGUUAGUGGUUGCGAAAUAAUUAGCAGUAAUUGUGGUAUAACGCUGGAAGUACGUACCAUUGUUAGCAUAUUAACUGUUACUUUGUCAAGUGGAUAUUUUAAUUGGGAUCGUCAGGAGUGAUUAAUUUGCUGAGUGUGUAGGUGUUGCCUGAUAGGUUACUUUGCGUCUUUGAGCAUGACAAAAUGGCUCCAGAACAGUGGCUACUCUGCAUAUGGGAUCUUCCCUUUGAAUUACGAUAGUAGUAUAUCAGGCGAGACUAUAAUUUAUGGACGAACAAGUCAGAUAUAUGAUAACCGGUCUCGGAUUUUGGCGCGAAAUUCACUCACCUAUUUGUUUAAAUAGCGUUUUAGAAUUUUAACUGGUGUCAGUUCGUGAUGAAAACCCUAAAUCCAACGCUUAACUCUAACCAUAAAUCAUAAUCCAUAUUCUUCACACCACUUUAUAACCUUCAUUUAGCCUCUGUUAGUAGGUGGAUACUUAAAGUCAUUGUAGCGUCGAUCAAAGUUCGUUCAUAAAUUAUAGUGUCACUGUAUGUCAGUAUUAGUUCCGUGGACACUGUUUUGUUUUUCAGCCCAUAUUCUAUGUUUUCAGUCUUUUAUUAUCACACUAAAGAAAGCAAUAUAGAAUAUUUGUACCCCAAAACAUAGGUGCUUUACUGAGAUGGUUUCUUCAGUGUUUUCAUCCUACAUGACUUAGUUAUCUGUAAACUGACGACUAUCAGCCUUAAAGUGGUAAAUACAUGUCCUGAUAUCUGCUAAUUUGAGAUAUGUUAGUGGUCGUAUACCUGAAAAUAAAGUUCACGCAUGACAUUAUCUUUAAAGCCCAAUUGACAAGUGAUUUCUACCUGUUGACCUGUAAUGUAGCAAUCUUAUUUUCCACUAUUUGACAUUCAUUUUCAUUAUCGUACCAGAGAACGGUUUCAUUCAUCAUGUUAGACAGUAAUUCUGGGACUGCACUUGUCAUAUGCUGUUAUCCCGUGAGUAGGUUACGUAGGAAACACUCUGAUUUCUUUUAAAUACUAACGUUUAGAAGUUUCAUUUUCAUCAAGUUUAUGAAGCCAUAUUUUCUUAAUAUAUGUGAGCAGUUGAUUCCGGUGAACGACUACUUCCAGAUGUAUUUACAAUCUUACCUGAGAAAAGUUGAUUUCCCGUUUAUGUUUGUCCCAAUAUGUGUGCUGCGAUCUUACGUGUCACAUUUUACUGAAACAUUUACGAUCCAAAAUCAAGUGUAAUUGCCGCUUAAACAUACAUUUUUAUUCUUAUCUCUGUAAAUAGCAGUGAAAGUCUAAUUUUCGUUUCUUUGUCUAUAUGAUGCGAUCUCAGUUAUGGAAGAGGCCAGAGCUGUCCUUAAGAAAAAAGAUGCCAUUCUUGAACACCCGUCUAUGCUUGCGGAAGCAAUUGAUUGCAUCCGAUAUAAUAAUCCACAAACUGGACAUAACGAGGCAGAGGAACUUUUAGUGGAGAGCUAUCAGGGUGCAAUCGAGUUUCUGUUCGAACUGGGGACUUGGCUCACCUACAUUGAUGAAGAUGCUCAGUCUACUCGUAACAUAAUUGAAUCAGUUGUCAAGGAAGCUAUUCUUCAAAACUAUGACCGUUCCAAAGCCAUAACAUGUUUAACAGAUGAAGCUUCAGCCGACACCAUGGAGUGGCUUAGUCAAAUGGUCGAAUCUCCAACUUGGCGUCAAACCAUUUACAACCUAGCUCAGCAUCCACGGAAUGAAGAUUGUCCUUUUUUGUCACUAUCUAUGCCGUGUAUAGCUGUAAAGGAAAGUCUCAUUGGAGAACUCGUAUCUGUUCCUCUUGCAUGGAACACUCUAGGUAUUUUCUUAAAGUGCGUUAUCUAUGUUUUACAACCAUUGCUGGCUGCCGGUGAUACAGUUAAAAACCAGACAUUUAUGUACUCCGUUGCAUUUUUACAGCCGAAACGGAAUAAUGCUUCAUGUGCAAAUUAUUCUAGUGUUUCACAUUCAGAACUGAGCUUGAUUAAUUCGGAAUCCCUUCCACCUAUUGAUGACGUUAAGGGUUUUGUUUCUGCUGUUGAUAACGAAAAUCAGCCAUACUCAUCUGAAGGAGAGUCUCACUUUUCUUUUGAUACUGCACAAGAUAUGUUAACCCACUUUUUGGAAAUGGGUUGUCAUAGUGAACAUGGAUAUUUACUCUUGCAGUCUAUCUUGCAGUGUUUGGCUCGAAAGAUGAAGAGCCAUUGUGCUCAUCAUCUUAUUUGGCUUUUAGAAGCUGAAGCAAGUCGAAGGGGCCGUGACGUUAGUCGGUACACAACGUAUCUCUGUGGUGCCCGGGAUUAUCCUGAUAGCAUGGAUGCUAUGCGUAUUAUCCUUAAAGAACAGGAUUUAAUUCCGGAUGCAGUUUUGCAGCUUGAGGAAGCAUAUAAAGGAGAUGCCCCCCCACCAGUAGCUUUGUUACGACAACCUAUUUUCAUCGCACUUCUAGCAGAUGCAUUAUUUGCAAGUUCUGACAGAUUGUUAACUGAACAAUUAGAACAAUAUGCAUAUCUUUACAGCUAUGCUGCAGUGGUUGUUGAAGAGAUUGAACAUACUACUGAACGGCGUAUCUCGUGUAUACGUACUGAAGUUGAUGAAGCGAAACGUGAAGUUUUAGAAGCAAGUCGAAUUUGUAGACAAUGGAACAAUAUGUCUGGCAGUGGAAUUAGUUUACGUGCUUUCCGAGAUCUUCCAUCGCUUUUGAGAUGUUUAUCAUGCCGACCCGUUUCACUUGGUGUAUUUCGUUUUGUUCGGGUCGUUUUUCAUACGAAACGCGUUGAUUUCGAGUUAAAUAUGGACACCAUGAAACCUUACUGUAUAGUAGUGAAUGAACUAGCUGAGGUCAAUGAAUAUUUACGUCCAGCUCUCUUAGCAUUUAUCACAGAAUUACUGGCUUCUUCAGUUGAAGGAAUGGAAGACUUGAGUCAGUUAGAAUACAAACGAAUGUUGGUCGGAUUACUUGUACAUUUACUAUCAUGUGGUCAUGUACUUCCUGUAAUAAACACAAUGCAUAGACUGUUUUUACGAAAUCGUGUUGAUGUUUCAAUUGUUCGCCAUUUUGUUACAGAAGUACUAAAGGUGGCGGGACAACCUUAUUCAACAUUCUUCAUGAAUGCAUUACAUCCUCUAGUUGUUCAUCCAGAUAUCAGUGAUGGUUUAAAAGGGGGAAAGGACACAGAUUACGUGAAUGAGUUCCUCGAGUAUUAUGAAAAAGAAAACUCGCCGUCGCCAAGUUAUUAAUUUGUCAUCUUAUGACUUAUGUACAUAAUAUGUUCUUUAUAAUUACAAUGUUUUUUUAAGUUCUCC